UUUGGCGCGUAAAACCUUAGAGCAGGUUCCGAUCAGCUGGAACACAAAAAAACAACAACAACAAAAGUGAUUCCGGCCGCGUCGCGCGCAGAGACAGUCGGGCCGCACCUUCCCUCUGUUUUAAUGGAUUUAUGCAUUAAAUGAGCGAGGAUCUUAGUAUUAUUUGGAGUUAAUGACAAUACUUCCUGGAUGGAGUCAUUAAAAAGGACAAAAGCGAAGGAUAUUUUGGAUUAAAGUGUCAGAUGAGAAAAGAAACCGGACUUUGGCUUUGUUCUGCACCCGAAUCGUGUUAUACGGUUAUAUUUACUUCAUCUACAGCAUGUUUACCAUAUUAAUUACACCUUUCUAACACGUUUACCAAUGCUCAUGUGAGAUAAAGCUCAGUUUCUCUUGAAAAUAUCGCAACAAUAUUAAUAACUUGGUGAUUUUACUGAAUGAUUUCAUGUUUUAUGCACUUUAAAAGUUGAAAUUACAUUGCAGUUUGUUUGUGAUGUUGUUAUUUAUAGUGGACUAUAUUUGUUAUGCUUUGCUGCCAUUUUCAAAAGCACUUCCUUAAACAAAGGAUUCACAACUCUAAAGUCAUCAUGCAUGUGAAAAACAUCUGAAAUGUUUAUAAAUAACAUGCAUGGUCUUAUUUUUUACUUUUACUAAUGUAAAGUUGAUCUUUUUUGUUUUGCAAACUGAAGUUGACCUACAUUCUGGCCUGGCUGUGGUUUGGGAGUCUCACCCAUAUGUUCAGUCAAGGCCUGUUUUUAACAUGCUUCUCAGUGUGCACUUCUCAGAAACCUGUCAGAACAUGGUUUUUCCAACUCUUCUGCGUGCAAUUUGAAAAGCAGCCCGUUUCCAUGCACUGAAGGCCAUCAGGACUGAAAAUAAACCCAGAGACUAAGUAACCCCUGCUGUUUAGGCACGAUAUGUCUGAGAGUUUUAUAUCGGGUCAGACCUCGGAGGAUCUGCUGGCUGAUUUUGAGUCUCUCUUGAACAAUGGCAGUAUUGAUCUUAGUGAAGAUCAUCAAAUCGUCAUCAUCUCCACGCCCGGCACGGCCACGGCCAGCACUGCUGCGGGGGACAUCUUGCUGUUUGCCACCCCACAUCACACCGCCACCUCCACCACAGCCCUGCCCGACCACAGGAGACCCACUCUGGGCAGACCGCCGGUAAAGAGGAAGUUGGAUUUAGACAGUGAUCACCAGUACAUUUGCACCUCCCGAUCUGCUUCACAUGGACCCGCACCUCCGGCUACACCCGCACCACCCAGAGUCCCUAAACUAGCUACGGAGAAAUCCCGCUACGACACAUCUCUGAAUCUGACCACCAAACGCUUCCUGGACCUUCUGGCUCAGUCUCCGGAUGGCGUGGUAGACCUGAACUGGGCCUCUCAAGUGCUGGACGUCCAGAAACGCCGCAUCUACGACAUCACCAACGUCCUGGAGGGAAUUCAUCUGAUCUCCAAAAAGUCCAAGAACAACAUUCAGUGGCUGGGGAAUCGUAUCGACGGGGCGUCCGUGGCCAGGUUUCAGGAGCUGCAGAAGGAAGUGUCCGAGCUGACGGAGGCUGAGGAGAAACUUGACGAGCUCAUUAACAAAUGCAGCUUACAACUACGGCUCCUCACAGAGGACACGCACAACAAGAAGCUUGGGUACGUUAGAUGCCAGGACCUGCGUAAUACAGUCAACCCCCCGGACCAGAUCAUCAUGGUGAUUCGAGCUCCACCAGAGACGCAGAUGCAGGUGUCCGAACCCAGUGAGGGUUACCAGAUUUCUCUCAAGAGCUCCAAAGGCCCGAUCGACGUGUUUCUGUGUCCGGAGGACAGUUCUGGGGUCUGUAGUCCUGUCACUGAUUGUAGUCCAGCGAAAUCGUCCUGUCAGAGCCCCCCGCAGUCUGAUCUCGUCUCACAGGAAGUGGCAUCAUCAACGCCAGCUACACUGCCUAGCUCCUCCCCUCUGCCUUUGGGUACAGAUUCGGAGUCGUUUCUGGACUCGUUUUCUGGUAUUUGUGAGAUGCCAGAUUUCGACUUGUCUCCUUUGGGUUCGUCUGACUUCCUGCUGGAGCGUGGCGGUGCAGCGGACGCUAUCGGCCUCCCGUUGGACGGCUUCAUCUGCCUGUCUCCGCCACACAGCCAGGACUACCACUUCGGCCUGGAGGAUCACGAGGGCGUCAGCGAGCUGUUCGACUGCGACUUCAGCGACCUCGGCCCUCUGGAGUUUUGACACAGAUCUGAGUGUGAACGGGAAACCGGUUCCACAUCGCUUCACUUUUGAAUCCAGAUUUGCUCGGGAGGCUCCGAGCACUGCCAUUUAAUUUAUUAAUAGAAAUAAGUCACCUUUAAUCUCUUUGGUUUCAUGUUUAUUGGAAUUUAUUGUAAAUCUAAUGUUGUCUUGAAGGUUUUAGGAUGUCGUACUGGAUAGAGUUUGAAUAUAAACUGACAGGUUUUACGGACUAUUUCUCAGGUGAGUGAUUACGUGCUAGUUACCGUAUGUAUUUAGGGUCUGGUUAUGUUGCAUAUGUUGGUUAUGCAUGCUGCGCGAUAAUCAAUCCGCCAUCGCUCGCAUGGCGACCGAGAGGAUUUACAGAAAAACUUUUCACAGUCGUGAUAACAAUAUUUCUAAGCUCAAUUAUAUCCACGCGUUCCGUACAAAUGUUCAUCAUGUCACCGAUUCUCUCGUGUUCGUGAAGUUCUGCAUCUUUUAAAGCAUUGUGUGUGUAGGCUUGUUUGAUUUUUAUCGCUGUUACAGGAGACGUUCUGUAUUUAUUUGCAUUCAUAUAUGAUCCUGGUACAGUAAAUGCCCAGUUUUAUAUAUAUAUAUAUAUAUAUAUAUAUAUAUAUGUAUAUAUAUAGUCCCCUAAGAAUUCACUUGUCUUAUUUUUUUUAUGUUGUUUUUCCUGUGCAUGUGUGUAAAAAUUCAUAUCCUUUCCAGCCUCAUCUUAAAUAUUAAUCUUUGAUAUUUAAAAAAAAAAAAAAGCACUAUAAUUUUUUUGUUGUUGUUGUUUAUUCCUACUAGGAUUCCUUCUAGUCCAGGUCUAGAAAUAAUAUCUAUUUUCUUACUGGAGUUGUUCUUCUCUGGUGAUUUGUGAUCGUUUUAUAGCGUUUGGGUGUUUUAGAGUCGUAAUUCCACUUCAGUAUGUCAGACGAAGUAUAUGUAUAGUCAUGUGAAAGGAUUAUAAUGAUAUAAUGUCAUUUUAGUGGAAAGCGUUUUGGUAGAGUACCGGUAGGUUUGAUUAUAAAGGGCUCUGAAGUUUAUGAGGACACUGUUUGAUAAGCUCUUCAUCUUAUAAAAUGUAUAAUUUAAUGCAGAUUGACCUUUUGCGUGUAGAUUUUUCCCGGGAUUUGCUUUAUUCUGUUUUCUGAAGGCAGCUUUUGUCUUUUGGUUGAAUGUGGUUUUUGUCUGUUUGGACGGAGACAUGGCUGUAUAUCAUAAAUGUGCGUGUGUGAGUACUAGUUUUGUGUGAUUUGAUGUUUGCAUGUGAAUUGUCAUGUUGAUUUUGUUCUUUUGCGAGGUCGAGUUGUCUGGGACAAUUCUUAUGACCGGAUCAAGCGCUUCGGAGUGUGAUUCGUGUUUAUGUGGUUGUACAAUAGCAAUAUUUUUGUCAUAGGGCUUUUUUUUUUGUUGCAUAAUUGGUUUCCCUGUUUACUUUAUAUAAGCCACUAAAAAAGUGGACAACGGCACAGUGAACGUGUAUACUUUUAAAAUUAAGUACAAAUGAAUUCCGAUUUUGAACUAAAGUCUUUAAAUUGAUUCGAGAAUUAUGGCUUUAAAUUCCAUUUGCAGUGUUUUUAGUUAUAAAGGUUUGAAGUUUGAGAUUUAAAGGUUGUAAUAUUGUUUUUGUUGAGCACUGAUUCAUAGUUUCAUUGCAGAAGGGAUGAUGUUUGUGAUCUCAUGUCAAUAUUUCAGAUUAUCACCUGUCAAUCACAGACUGAUGGAUUGUCUUUGUUCUGACAACAUAAAUAAACCUUUUGACCUAAAA
Messenger RNA from Ctenopharyngodon idella (grass carp), 3966 nucleotides. RefSeq names its product transcription factor E2F1-like. The transcript is spliced from 7 exons. Gene Ontology annotation, molecular function: DNA-binding transcription factor activity, RNA polymerase II-specific; protein dimerization activity; RNA polymerase II cis-regulatory region sequence-specific DNA binding. Gene Ontology annotation, biological process: regulation of transcription by RNA polymerase II; G1/S transition of mitotic cell cycle. Gene Ontology annotation, cellular component: Rb-E2F complex. The record is from RefSeq and is a predicted model, not a curated record. Bases 915 to 2210 code for a protein of 431 amino acids. Lineage: Eukaryota; Metazoa; Chordata; Actinopteri; Cypriniformes; Xenocyprididae.